UACCGCCACCACCGGUUGUGCCUGAUCGGCGGCACGACGACGCAUCGACGAUACCAUAUUCUACAUGCGCUGAAAAAUAGGAGACAUUAUAAAGACUAAACAAUGGCAAAACAUCAUCCAGAUUUGAUUUUCUGUAGGAAGCAAGCAGGAGUUGCUAUUGGCCGCUUAUGUGAAAAGUGUGAUGGCAAAUGUGUCAUUUGUGACUCAUAUGUACGCCCAUGUACAUUGGUCCGUAUAUGUGAUGAGUGCAACUAUGGGUCAUAUCAGGGAAGAUGUGUGAUCUGCGGCGGUCCCGGUGUCUCUGAUGCGUACUAUUGUAAAGAGUGUACUGUGCAAGAAAAAGAUCGAGAUGGAUGUCCAAAGAUUGUAAACCUUGGAAGUGCGAAGACUGAUCUGUUUUAUGAACGCAAAAAAUAUGGAUUCAAGAAGAGAUGAUGUUGGAGAAAUAUCUGAAACUUUAUUUAUCUUGAGUUGGUUGCAUCACAUUUUUGACCAAUUUUGCUUUCUCUUGGAUGUGGAAGGUAUAUCGUAAAAUUUAAGGAACAACUGUGCUGUAGGAUAUGAACUCUGAACUCAAAAGCAUGUGACAUGCCUAAAUAUGGUCACGGUGACAUCACAUUGUAUAGGCACAUUAUAACUGUAUCUGGACACAGGACUGUAUACUACUGAAUGAUCAUUAAUGAAAUUUUAUGUUUUGAUCAGAAUUGUCUAAAUCUGAGUAUGCAGUACGCUACAUACAUCGUAUGUACACGUCUCCCUCCAAUUAAAGACCACUUUUGGGACCUGGGUUCCCAUGGUGAUUAGCAUCUUUGGUCUCUUAAAUUAGAAUAAUAAAGAUAAAAGAUAUUUGUUAAUAUGCGACCACAGAAAACGUGAUCUUUAAUUAAUAGGUGUACAGUACUGUAUUUAAUUAAAGGGAGACAUCCACUAUUACAUAAGCAAUAUUCACACACACCUACCCACACACACACCAUUUAACGGUUAACAGGCUCCAAAUUAAUAACACACGUUCUUCACUAUUGCAUUCAUACAAGAAAAUCCCCCAUCCAGAUAUCAAGAAAAAUUAUUGUUUGAUUACUGAAUACUGACCAAUAGAAAAUUGGAAAUGUGUACAUCUGAUUUAGUUAAUGAUUGAAAUGAGGUCAGCUUGCUAUCCCAUAGCACUUACUAACCAAUGUAAAUGCACUUCUUGGGAACAGUUAGACGUAACCAACCAGACGUUUUCACACAUGUGUUUACGGUUCGGGCUAACGGUUAACUCCCGAUCUAUGUGAACGUAAGUGUAAACUAUUGAGUUUAAAACCAUUUUGUUCUGCAUUCCCAUGUGCAUUAACAUCUUAUACUCGCUACCAGUACCUGAUACUUGGAUUUUAUGUGAAAGACCACAAGAGUACCCAAAUAUUGUUGGAAUAAAUUUUUUUAACUUAAAAAAUA
This is a messenger RNA of Anneissia japonica, 1434 nucleotides long. Its product is annotated as PHD finger-like domain-containing protein 5A. The transcript has 3 exons. NCBI's taxonomy places the organism in Eukaryota, Metazoa, Echinodermata, Crinoidea, Comatulida, Comatulidae. Gene Ontology annotation, biological process: mRNA splicing, via spliceosome. Gene Ontology annotation, cellular component: U2 snRNP; catalytic step 2 spliceosome; U12-type spliceosomal complex. The record is from RefSeq and is a predicted model, not a curated record. The coding region runs from base 103 to 435 and encodes 110 amino acids.